Messenger RNA from Drosophila innubila, 1498 nucleotides. Its product is annotated as cytochrome b reductase 1. Gene Ontology annotation, molecular function: oxidoreductase activity. Lineage: Eukaryota; Metazoa; Arthropoda; Insecta; Diptera; Drosophilidae. The record is from RefSeq and is a predicted model, not a curated record. Bases 188 to 1201 code for a protein of 337 amino acids. The transcript is spliced from 4 exons.
GCGCAUUGCACUUUGAGGUGCUCGGUUGUCUUGCGGUGUAUUUGUAGUUGUUGCUUGUGUGUGGGUGUGUGUCGUGUGUGUGUUUGCUUGCAAUUAAAUAUUGUUAUUCUGCAUGCAAAUCAAAAGUGCAACAACAACAACAACAACAAUUAGACAAGAAAUCGUGUAUUGAUUUUUAAGUGUUAACAUGUCAAAGGAUUUGGACAUUGAGCAGGCGACGCAGGCGACAAAAACGUCAACAUCGAUGUCGACCUCAAUCGAAGUUAAAGCCGAGCCUGUUGCUGUUGUUGAGCUGACAACAACAACAACAAAUACAGCAGCAGCAACAACAAAUGGUGAAAAUAAUGGCAAGGCUGAACAGCAACAACAACAACAACCAAAAACAACAUUAACAACAAUAACAGAACAAGUGCAGCCAAUAACAAUUGUUAACGCCGAUGCGGCUGCGAAUAUAGGCAACGAGAACAAGUCCAACAUGGAUCCAUCGCUGAUCAACUUCAAGGUGCUGUAUGUGGUGACACAGCUGUGUGGACUGACGAUGAUUGUGCUCGUUGGGACUUGGGUUGGUCAACAUUUGGGUGGAUUGGGUGGCUCAGCGAAUCCCAAGUUGGAGUUUAAUUGGCAUCCGUUGUUUAUGACCAUUGGAUUUAUUUUUUUGUAUGGCAAUUCCAUAUUGGUGUAUCGCGGUUUUCGCACCACGCGCAAGAAGACAUUGAAACUCACCCACGCCGGCAUCCAUUUGGCCGCCUUCAUACUGACGGUGAUUGCCCUGAAGACAGUCUUCGAUUCGCAUAAUCUGGUCGAUCCCCCAAUUCCAAAUUUGUACUCACUGCACUCUUGGCUUGGCCUCUCGGCUGUCAUCAUCUUUGGCCUGCAAUAUGUGGCUGGUUUCAUGGCAUUCCUGGUGCCGGGAAUGCGGGAGAAUUACAAGAUUGCCCUGAUGCCGUUGCACAUUUAUUUUGGACUCUUUGGAUUUGUUUUGGCCAUUGCCAGCGCCGUCAUGGGAAUCACCGAGAAGGCCAUUUUUGCAUUGGGUGCCAACUAUUCGACGUUGCCCGCUUCUGCAGUGUUGGCCAACAUCAUUGGUGUUCUCUAUGUGAUCUUUGGUGGCCUCGUUGUCUACCUGGCCACAGAGCCGUCCUACAAGCGUAAACCCCUUGCCGAGGACACGGCUCUGCUCUCCGGCGCUACCAAUGAGUAGAUUCUCAUCUCUCAUUCAUUUACUUAAGCUCAAAACUGUGCACAAAAUAAAUAUAACACAAAAUCCCUGAGAGAAAGAAAGAACGAGUUGCGAUUGGUGCUGCUUCUUCUUUUAAUUGCUUAUUUGAGAAUUGUUAAAGUUACAUGAUUUAAUUAUAAUAGUAAAUAAUUGAUAAACAAAAUGAUUUGUGACAAAAAGUUACCUGAGUGAGCCUCACAUUCAAAAUUGUGUUUAUUCCGUAACGUGACUCGAUCUGACAUCUGUAUUAUACAAAUAUAUGUAAUAUAUACUGCUAUA